UUUAGUUUUAUUUUUUCAUAUUUUUGUCAGUUUAUUAUCAAAUGAUCAUUGAAUUUCUUAAUAUUAUGAGCUGAAAAUGUUGUUUUUGCUUAAAAAUGAAUUUUAAAAAUGAUUAGAAGACAAUUAACAAAUUGUACUGGUUUAUUUUUUCGACACAUAAUGACUGCUCCCGCAGCAAAGCCUUUUACAGUCCUCGUCGAAGGCAACAUUGGAAGCGGCAAAACUACAUUCCUCGAGCAUUUUCAACAAUUUGAGGAUAUAACAUUAUUAACUGAACCCGUAGAAGAAUGGCGCAAUCUCAACGGUUGGAAUCUCUUGGAUUUAAUGUACAAGGAUCCAGCAAAGUGGGCAAUGACUUUUCAAGCAUAUGUAUCAUUAACAAUGCUAGAAAUGCAUCGCAGAACAACUAAAACACCAGUGAAACUCAUGGAGCGUUCAAUAUUUAGUGCAAGAUAUUGUUUUGUGGAACACAUGAAAAGAUCAGGGACCCUACAUCCAGCACAGUAUUCAGUUCUUAAUGAAUGGUUUGAUUUUAUUGAUAAUGAAGUACCUGUUGAUGCUGACCUAAUAGUUUACUUAAAGACCACACCGUCAAUAGUUUAUGAAAGAAUCAAGAAGAGAGCCCGUUCUGAAGAACAAUGUGUCCCCCUGUCAUAUAUUGUAGAACUUCAUAAAUUGCAUGAAGAUUGGCUCAUCAACAGAACACAUGCUGAAUGUCCGGCACCUGUUCUUGUAAUAGACGCUGAUCUCGAUUUAUCACAUAUAACAGAAGAAUAUAAGAAGAGUGAACAUCAAAUAUUGAGAAAAGCUGUUAAUGUUGUGAUGCAGUCCCCAAAUAAGCUAAGUCCAAAGAAACCAGUAAGAGGAUCUCCCAUCAAGAUAGAGCCAAUAAGACUUUAGGUUUUAAGAAAUUAUUACUAACCUGCCAGUGAUUGAGAAAUGAGUUAUCUACAUAACACACAAACUAUAUUUUAAUAAAUAAUGGUGCCCAAUGAGAGUGGACCUAGAAAAUUUUGAUAUAAAUUAUAAAACAUAUUAUUUUACCUUUGAACUAUUUAAUUGUUUUCUAAAAUGUGAGAUAAUACACAGCAAUAUGUACCUGUUUUAAUCUGUUUAUACAAGCAGUAUUCAUUAUAGUAAUAUAUAAAAUAAAACAUAAAAAUGUUAAACAUGUGUUGAACACUUGUUUUAAAAAAGUUGUAUUACAAAUCCGUGUCUAAAAUCCUUUGAGAAUAUGACAACAUUAUGUGUAAUAUUUAUAAAUAUUAAUUACGGGAUAUUAUGUUUAUGAUAAUAUUUUUUUUUAAAUCAGUUGAACCUGACAUAAUAUGGGAUGAAUAUAAUAAUUUUUGACAUUAUAAAGUAUUAUAAGUUGCAUUUUGAUUAUUAAUUAUAGAACAUUGGUAUUUUAAAUUUAGGGUACGAUAUAUUUUGGUUAAUUAACCUCUCAGAAUAGAAAAUGCAAGUGGAAGUGCCACAAUUAUGCUGAGAUCCACGGAAUGGUCUUAGUAGGGUUUGAAUCAAAUCAAAUUUAGUCUUGUCGCCUUAUAUUGGGACGCGUGAAUUGCAAUUUCCAUAUAAACUUCUAUCCCUGGUAAGCUAUACGUUGUUACAUUGACAGACAGUGUGUACGGAUAAGGUGAGUUACCGUCAAUAAGUUUAUUGGGACAGUAUAGUAAACGAUAGUAACGAUUUUUUUCUUAAGUAAGAGAUAGACUUAAUAUUGGGAAUGGCCCUUAGGGAUCGACUUUCUGUUUCUUUAAAUGACAUCUCGAAUAUAAUAAAAAAUAUUACAACCAUGGUUACUGUUACUAGAAUAACAGUUGAGUGCAAAUAUGACAUCUGUUUCCCAGUUAUUAGUGUCCUAAAUUGAACUGAUUUCAUUACAGAGUCCUGUCUCUGGCAUUAAAAAGUCAGUGGUCAUGAAAAAAAAUUAUAAAAGUUGCAUACAAAUAUGACAUCUAUGUCAUAGAAUGUUGUAUUAUUUUAAGACGGAUUUGUUUACUGCACACUAGCGUUAAACAGUCAAAUCAUAUGUUUACUGCUUGAGAAAGUGAUAACAUAUGAAUGUAACAUCUAUUUAAAAGGUUUUUAAGUGUCUGAAUAUAGUAAUUUGGUAAUAUUUUUUUCCUAGUUUGGAGAGGCUGAGCUUAUUGCUUAGUGCUCGAACUGAAUUGUCAAUUGGAAAAAGACCUUUAUUGAUCCUCACAUUCAAUAUAAUAUCUUUAAUAACGUUGUAUGGACUUCCCCUAUUAUAUAUUAGUAUUAAGGCUUAAUUUUGAACUACUAUAAAACAGUUUCUGCCAGUAGCAAAUUAUAGCAUUGUUUUCUAUGCAUUUUACAUAUUGUACAUUUAAAUUUGCAAAAUAAGAUAGUUUUGGAGACAUGGGUUCUCAUACUAAGGAAGUUUAUUGGCACUUUUACUUGUUUUAACUGUUCUUUGAGUAAACCUGUUUGAUUUAGGAUGAAUAUUUGCUAAAUGUUGUGUUGUGAAUCUGUUGUAAGAAAUAAUCUUUUCGAAUAACAAUAUUUAAAUUUAAAGUACUGCCUAAGAUGCAAUAUAUUAAGUAUUAGUUAUUAUUUUGCUAAAAAUUGGUUUAGUUGCUAUAGUUAAAUUGCAUUAAUUUAAAUUAGUGUCAUAAUGGUGAAAGUAUUUAGGGCAGGUGUAAGGAUCUUAUUAUAAUAAUAUAUUCUAUUUUUCUUUGAUUGGCUAAAUGGUAAAGCGAAUUAAUGUGUCUAUAUGUAAUAGUAAUUAGGAGGUAUUUGUUUUAUGAAUGUAUUAUUUCAAAUGCUACAAUGGUCGUAAAUGCUUUUGUGCUCCAAAGAAUUGUAACACUAUUGUAGACAAAUUAGGUACUUUACAAAAAGCCCAGUUAUCACAAAUUUAAUAUAUAAUAAUUAUUUCUAUAAUCUAAUGUAAAAGUGAGCUUUGCCUUAAAAUUUUAGUUUCGCUUUUAAGAUAAAAUUUGACAAUAGGAAAUGAUACAGAUAAUAUCAUUUAGAAAUUGUUUGAUGUAAUAUAAAAUAUAUAAAUAAGUAAUUAAUAUAAAAUAUAUAAAUAAAAACUGU
Messenger RNA from Leptidea sinapis, 3069 nucleotides. RefSeq names its product deoxynucleoside kinase. Gene Ontology annotation, molecular function: ATP binding; deoxynucleoside kinase activity. The record is from RefSeq and is a predicted model, not a curated record. The coding region runs from base 109 to 900 and encodes 263 amino acids. Gene Ontology annotation, biological process: nucleobase-containing compound metabolic process. The transcript has 5 exons. Gene Ontology annotation, cellular component: mitochondrion; cytoplasm. Lineage: Eukaryota; Metazoa; Arthropoda; Insecta; Lepidoptera; Pieridae.